AUGAAACACUAUUUAAAUUACGAAAAAGCAAGCUCAAUAAUUUUAUAUGAGAAAACCGAAAAAGAAGCAACUUAUGUCUACUUAUCGUUGAUUAAUUUUAUCAUAACAGCGUUUAUUGACCAAGCAACACCAAUUGAUCAAAGAAUUUUUUACGCUUGGGUCACUGUAUUCUCGAGUCGCUUAUGGAAAGCAUGGCUCCAGUAUGUUCGAAACCCAGAUGAAAUUUUAGAUACUGGUAAUAAAAAUGAUGUUAAUCAAAUGAAAACAAAAAAAGUGAAUAAGGAGAAAUUUUAUAUGACAAAUGUUGCGUACCAAUCUCUUGAAUUAAAUGCACACAAUCUAUUAUUCAUUGCUAUGUUAGUAGUUGAAGAACAAAUACAAGAAGACGCUUUAAAUAUUUUCAUUUUAAAUUCACAAACAUGUGAAAGUACAUUUCGUAUGGUACGAUCAAUGUCAGGAAUGGUGAGCAUGCGUAACUUAUGUGACCACUAUUCCGUCUCAGACAGUGAGAGCCCAUGUACAAAAUGUGCGAAAAAUGCUGGUAUAACCACAUGCGAUGGCUGUUUAGCAAAAUUUUGCAGGCGGUGUUUCAAUGAUCAUUGCCAAGAUUUGUCAAAAGAACUCGACAAUGUUGUUUACGAACACGAUAUCCUCAAACAGGAGCUCGAAAUGCCAAAUGAAAACAACUCUCAUUAUUUAUUAAAACAGAUUGAUGAAUGGAAGAAAGACUCUAUCGAUAAAAUUAAUCAGCUCGCUCAUGAAUGUCGGACUGACGUUCUGAAAUUGCUAGAGAAGAACAAGGACCAGCUUACUGACAGUUUUCGCAAAAUAUCGAAUAGAGUUCGUAAAGGUCGAGACGAUGAAGAUUACGAUGAACGAGAUCUCAGCAAGUGGAUGACUGAGUUAAAAGAAUUAAAAGAUGAACUUAUCAAACCGUCAAACUUCCGAAUCGAAGAGGAUAAACAACGAUCUCCUUGGAUUCAAAAGAUCCGAGUAUGCGAAGAUUUCCAUGAUCGAGCAAAGUUGGAAGAUAGUAAGUGAUGGUAAAAUCUAUUAACCUAAAAACUUUCUGAACAUUGACCUGGGGUGGCCUUCUAUUUUGAGUGGGGAUUUAUGAAACAAAAGAAGAAGAAAAAACAGUAGCAAACCUUUCAGUUACAAAUAAGAAGGAAAAGGAUUCUUAAAGGUCAUACAAAUAAUCAAAUGAACAUUUUCUUGGAUUUUCUUACACAGAAUCUUUGGGUGUUAAAAAAGGAAGAACCUUCAUCAGUUACGCUGACGGUAGCGCUCUCCUCCAUCGUUAUCCUCUCAGAGCCUAUCUUAACCUUUGCUGUUACAAAUCGCACGUUUAAACCGUGCUAACCUGACGGUUUAAAUGGCAAAACCUGACGCUUUUCUAAGCCUGACGUUUUAUCCGUUCUAACCCGACACUUCACCUGUUCUAAGCUGACGCUUUUUCCAAUCUGACAGUUAAAACGUCACGUUGAUCUGCCGCUUUAACCGUUCGGUUACAAAAACAUCAGAUUGAAACGUUUCAAAUCUCUGUAUGAUUUUGUAUUGGGGAAUGGAAUAGCCAGUGGGCAGGGUCUGAGUUUGAAAAGACACACUUUGCUAAAGAAUGGCUGAACGAAGGUUCUCGGUUUUUUGAAGAAAUCUGUUGUUUUUGAAAUAAAUACAUUUUAUAUUUCACAGCAAUGCCAUCUUUCGCAUAAUAAUGUGUUUAUCUCAAAAACGACGAAUUUCUUGGAAAAACUGAGAACGACAAAGAGUUUCUAAUUAGAAUCUCUAUUUAAUCUAAAAUAUUAAAUACAUAUCCAAUUAUUGAUGUUUUUCCUGUAAUAUUUGUUUAUUUUUUUCGUGUUCUAUUGUUUUCUUUAUAAAAGUUAUAUUCACAUCCAUGUACAUUUUUUCGAGUCGUAGACGCGUCUGAAAACGUUUUAUCCUGCGUUUAAGUCGCUCAAAUAUGCACCCUUCUGGUGCGGCCAGACGCGUUUUAUCUUAACGCGUUUAAACGCGCAUGACGUAGACGCGUUCUAACGCUCUUUUAUAGGAUAUGACGCCAAAUCUGCACCAUUUCAGUGCGUCAAGACGCGUUUAAACGCGUUUUCCAUGCUUUAAUUUUAUAUAUAUUUUUAAAAAUAAAUAAUUUCAUUCCAAUUUUAACUCCUGUAGCGGUUCAGACUUUUUUCUAGCGACGAGAAUCUACGAUAUUAGAAGAGAAGUUUGACGUACGAGGAAUAAGUGCAUAAUAUUGAUGAUGCCGUCGAUGGGAUUCGAACUUGGUACCUAUGAAUAGAAAGACAAAUUAGAAAACAAGUUACUUACCCACUCAGCCACAUGAGCUUGCAACUUGUAUUGUUACUUGUCAAUGCGUAUAUAUUACAUGGCCGAAGACAAGUAAAACUUAUGAGAAGCAGCUGUAAUUAGGCAUGCACUAGUUAAAAACACCAGUUGGGGCUUCCACGAAAAUUGUUAUAAAUCGCCUAUAAAGAACUAUUCAUAGUCGCAGAACAUAGUCGCAUUUUCUGGAGAAAUGUUUGCUCUAAAAACUUCAGCUGUAAAAGAAGCACUUGAAAUUAUUCCUAACAAAAGUGUAAGCAUUCUAAACUGCACUAAAGUUAGAAAAAAAACCUGUUUGAACAGGGUUUUUUCUAAAUUUGGUAGGUAGAAUGCUCAUAUUUGUACCAUAGGUAACUUUGAAACGUUUCUACUUAUAUCGGAUUAUGGUCCAAACAUUUCUCCACAAAAUGAGACGGUUCACAACUCUGAGAAAUCUUUCACAGGCGAUUUAUAACAAUUUUCGUGGAAGCCCCAAUAGCAGUUUUUAAUUGGUUAUUAUUACCUAGCUGUAAUAAUACAAAAAAUUGCGGGUGUUAUACCAUUAAAGGCACAAAGCUGCAUUUUUUCUUAAAUAGAUUACUAAUCCGUCCGACAACCGCGAUAGUUUGAAGCUAGGGAAUUUUGACAAAAAGACUCUGAGUUUUAAAACUUAAAUUGAUUUUCUUUAAUUUUCUUGUAAAACUCAGUGAACUCAACUAAGUCACUAUAAUGUUUAUAAACGAGAAUUCCAUCACAUAUAUUGUAGUUCUUCUAAAAAAUUUAUUUUGUUUCUUUGCAGAAUUCGUUUAUUAACUGGCUAAAGUGUUAGUUAGAAUAAGCAAGCUCUUUUUUUCACAGAAGGACACUAUAUAACUUUUUAAUGGAACGAAACCACUUUUGGAAUGCAAAGUUAUUUUGUUUUUUCGAAGAACCUUUUCACAAGCAUGUCUAGACACGUUGCAAUGCGUGCAAGACCCAAAAUAGUUCUCAAACGCGCUUUAACACGUCUAUAGAAUAGAAAUAUAACAGACGCGUUCUGUUUGUCUUGUAUACAAUAUACCGGGAGACAUCGACCUGUUAUACAGUAGGCUUCGCGCAAAUUUUUCUGCUCUGAAAGCUGAUUUAUACAAAAAUUAUUGUCAGCAUAACAAGUUUGUGUGCGCGUGAAAAGACAGAGACAGUUCAGCAUUAUCUACUGAAGUGUGUGUUAUUCCAUGCUCAAAGCAAAAUCCUUAUAAAGCAAAUUUCGACAAUACAAAUUACUCCUACCCUUAGUUUUGAUCUUCUUUUAAUAAAUGUAUCUCUUUUGAAAGAAGAUUUUUCAUGUAUAUAUCGUGCAGUCAUAGACUAUAUUUGUAGAGCGAAAAGAUUUAUAGAAGAAUAGCGUGUUGUUGUGAUGUCUCUCUCCUUGUCAUUUAAUUCUCGCUAAACAGACUUUUUUCUUUCUCUAUAUGUGUGCCUGGACUUUCAUACAUUAUUGUAUGGCUCUUUUUUCGUAUCAGAUUCUUUAUUCGUGAUUACAUUGUAUCGAUUGUGUUUCUCUGUCCCUCGAUAAUACUGGGCAUGCCUCUCUUUCAUCAGUAGGCAAAAAAAUUAAAAUGUUUCUCGUUAAACUAAAAAUAGCUUGUAACAAUAAGACGUGUCUCAACGCGUCAAAGACCCGAACUGGUCCUCAAACGCGC
This is a messenger RNA of Didymodactylos carnosus, 4001 nucleotides long. The record is from the annotation of a GenBank genome assembly. NCBI's taxonomy places the organism in Eukaryota, Metazoa, Rotifera, Eurotatoria, Philodinida, Philodinidae.